CUCCCUUCCUUCCUAACAACCCACCACGCCCACCAACAAUUUCCUCAUCUCAGGCUAAAUACUCACCCCUCCAACACUUUGAUCGAAAAUGGACCACCCACAAACCCCACGCGUCCUGGCUACCCACCUCGCAAACUUCCAACACCGCAUCGUCCGCGUCCUGGGAACAGUCGUCCAGCUGCGCGGCGAAACAGCAGUCAUCGAUGCCGGGGGGCAGAUUGACGUGAUACUGAACCGGGACGCCCACCUGGCGCUCAACCACGCGGUAGAAAUCAUCGGCAAGGUGGACGGGAACCUGCAUGUCAAAGUACAAGCCGCAACAGAUUUCGGCACGAAUAUUGAUUUUACCGCUGCAAACGCCGUCGUGGACGCUACGCAUCGCCACAAGGAGAUUUUCUACGACGGGGAAUGAGCUUGACUGUUGUGCGUGGAGGAGAAGAUUUGGGGAUGAAGAAUGACGUGAGGGCGUCAUGUCGACGCCAGGCAGGUCACGACACGACUAUCAAUGCAUGAGAGCGGAUAGAUAAUCUCGACAUCACAUGUGUGACAUGCAUACACAGUGCAGCAGUCUGUGAAAACGAACCAGCAAUUGAUAUGCACAUGCGUUUACGUUAUGAAAUCUACAUGAGCGUCCAUCCACGCUCACGAACUCUCAACGUUCCGCAAUCCCAAACCGGUAUACAACGCCUCUCCAAAAACGCCCGCUAACCCACACACACAACAAAACCUCACAACUU
Molecule: messenger RNA, 737 nt
Organism: Dothidotthia symphoricarpi CBS 119687
Lineage: Eukaryota; Fungi; Ascomycota; Dothideomycetes; Pleosporales; Dothidotthiaceae
Product: ssDNA binding protein-like protein Ssb3
Exons: 3
Coding region: 89-412 (107 amino acids)
Biological process (GO): double-strand break repair via homologous recombination; DNA replication; nucleotide-excision repair
Cellular component (GO): nucleus; DNA replication factor A complex; site of double-strand break
Molecular function (GO): single-stranded DNA binding; damaged DNA binding
Source: RefSeq, a predicted model, not a curated record